Molecule: messenger RNA, 780 nt
Organism: Rhizophagus irregularis DAOM 181602=DAOM 197198
Lineage: Eukaryota; Fungi; Glomeromycota; Glomeromycetes; Glomerales; Glomeraceae
Source: RefSeq, a predicted model, not a curated record
AUGUCUUCCCAAAAUAUACCUUUGACAGAAAAUAAUAUUCUGGAAUAUUUAGAAAUUAAUUUUACUGAAUGGACUAGUGGAAAUGAAAAACUUGAUGAUUUCAUCCAAGAAAGGCAAUUAAAAAUUAAUAACAGUGAUGACAUAGUGUUUGAAUGGAUAUCAUACAACCAGUUUAAUGAAAUUAAAGAGACAGGCAAGAAUGAUCUUAUAACAGUAUAUUCAGCAAUAUGGAAGGAUGGUCCAUUAUACAAAAAGGAUGAACAGAGGUUACAGAGCAAUUAUGCAAGAGAUUCAAAUAAAAAAGUUGCAUUAAAAUAUUUACAUAAUUCACAAGAAUCCAUUGAUUCUUUAAUAAAUAAGGCUAAAAAAUUUCCAGCAAAUCAUAAAGCAUUUCAAGUAUUGUAUGGAAUAUCUCAAAAUCCAGAUACAGGAGAUUAUAUUUUUAUUCUUAUGUGGACAAGUGGAAAUGAAAAAAUUGAUGAUUUCAUUCAAGAAAAGCAAUUAGAAGUUAUUUAUUAUGAUGAUAUAGUGCUUGAAUGGAUACCAUACAAUCAGUUUAAUGAAAUUAAGGAGACAGACAAAAAUGGUCUUAUAACAGUAUAUUCAGCAAUAUGGAAGGAUGGUCCAUUAUAUAGGAUUAAUGUAUGGGAUAAAAAUUAUACAAGGGAUUCAAAUAAAAAAGUUGCAUUAAAAUGUUUACAUAAUUCACAAGAAGCCAUUGAUUCUUUAAUAAAUAAGGUAUUAAAUUUCUUAAAAUAUUUAAAUACUUUUUUUAGUUAA